Messenger RNA from Panonychus citri (citrus red mite), 784 nucleotides. It is a transcript of the gene MED10, whose product is annotated as mediator of RNA polymerase II transcription subunit 10-like. The record is from RefSeq and is a predicted model, not a curated record. Gene Ontology annotation, biological process: positive regulation of transcription by RNA polymerase II. Lineage: Eukaryota; Metazoa; Arthropoda; Arachnida; Trombidiformes; Tetranychidae. Gene Ontology annotation, cellular component: chromatin; mediator complex. Bases 292 to 693 code for a protein of 133 amino acids. The transcript has a single exon. Gene Ontology annotation, molecular function: transcription coregulator activity.
AAUUUUUUUAAAUUGACAACAAAUCACAACAAUUAAAUUUCUCUAUUUUAAUUGUAUAAUUCAAGUGAUUCUCUGUUUCGUUUAUAAUCUAUUCUUUGCACCUUUUUCUUCUGAAACUGGUGGAAACUUCUGUUCGUUAUUCUAUUUCUAUCUACUAGAAUAAGUGUUUUUGUUUUCUCUCUUUGAGUUUCUCUUGUGUGUGUGUUUGGAGUUUUGUUGUUUUCUCUUUUUUUGUUAUUGUGAUUUUUUUUUCUCUCUCUCUCUCUCUCUUUCUUUCCAAAAAUAGACAAAAUGACCAGUCUUGACUCUUUGGAAUCCCAGUUGGAACUGUUUAUUGAAAACCUUCGACAAUUGGGAAUAAUUGUUACAGAUUUUCAACCGCAAGGACAGAAUGUUUUGAACAGUAAAAUUAAUCAGAUUAUUACUUCACUUCAAGAGAUUGAUAAAAACAAGGCCAGAAUUCCUGAUAUUCAAAUACCAUUGGAAGUUUUUGACUAUAUUGAUCAAGGAAGGAAUCCACAAUUGUAUACUAAAGAUUGUAUGGAAAAAGCUUUGGCCAAUAAUGAACUUUUAAGAGGUAAAAUAGAUGCAACCAGAAGAUUUAAAACCAUGCUACUCAUCGAGCUAAGUAAAGUUUUCCCAAAUGACAUGGCAAGAUACCGAGCAAUUAGAGGUGAUGAAAGGACCAGUUGAUGUGAAUUCAAAUGAUGGAAAAGAGGAAAACAAAAAAAACGUUAAAGCCAACACAGUGUAAAGAUUUUUGUCACUAUUUAUGGAGUAAAAA